AUGGCUGGAAUUGAGAAGCGAGUGCAAUGGCUGAACCUCCAGUUGAAUUUGCUGGCCCUUACCUUCUUCCUGAUCGGGGGCCUGUUGCUGUGGGCCUGGUACUACGACCAGCUACCUCCAGAAAAGCAACAUGAGGUGUACCAUACCGCGCUGCUGGUAUCCAUACCCGUCGUGGCGCUGUUUUUCACUUGGUUCCACAUAUGGCUAGCUAUCAAGAUGAUGUUUCUUCCCCUCAGGUUUUUUGGCAUCUGGCAGUACAGUGACACAGGAAUUGGUAUUGGAUGGCAAGGUGUCAUUCCUAGGAAGGCCAAGAAGAUGGGCAAGAUUGCUUUCAAUUGCGCGAGGCCCUAUCUGAUGGGCCCCAAGGAUUGGUUUGCUCGAGUAGAUACGAGCUUGCUUUUCGCAAAGAUUCAUCCCAUGUUGGAGCGCGUCGCAAGGGCUUCCAUGGCAAGCGUGAUGAGGCGUCACUUCCCCUCCAUGCUAGCAAAGGAUGGACGGUUACCUGCGGGCGUGGAGGAUGAGCUGGUCUCCAUUGUCAUGGAGAAAGUUGAGGAGAGCUUCCCGGAAAUGUGGCACAAGGUCACGGACAAGCUGUGUGACCCAGUGAUAGGUCUGGACAAUGAUGGCAUGAUUGUGUCCGUUUUCAAUGAGCACAAGGAGCUGUUGAAUCACUUCUUCCUGUCUAUGGGAGACAAAGAGUUCCGUUUCAUUGAGCGAUGUGGAGCAGCGUUGGGCUUCGUGUGUGGUCUGAUUCAGCUGCUUGCUUUCAACUGCCUGGACGCAACAGGCAGGAUGAUCCUAUUGCCCGGAACAGGAUUCUUCUUGGGCAUCUUCACAAAUUGGCUGGCAAUUCAGAUGUGCUUCAAGCCCUGCCAUCCGCGCCCAGUUCGAGUGUUUGGGUGGUACUUGGGCAGCAUCCAGGGCCUCUUCCUGAAGCGACAGAGGGAUGUCGCAACGCUUUAUGCCAAGCUGCUGGUAGACCACUUCUUCGAUUUUCACAAGGUGAUUGCAUACCUGCAAACGAUCCCUGUUUGGGCAGAUUUGCAGGACAUCUACAACGAGAACAUUCAAAACAUGAUGAAGCAGACCAUGGGCAAGUUAGUCACAUGGAUUGCGCCCGUUGCUGUGGGCUCGCACAAACUUCGGGCAGUGGAGGAUGACUUGGUUGGUGCAUCUGCAGAGCGCAUUGCAGAGAACGAUGAAUUACAGCAGGCGGCUUCGCAGUACCUGGCCAUCGCGACCGAUGUCUUCAGGUCCAAUGCUGUGGCCAUGCAAAAAAUGCCGCCGGAUGAGUUUGAACGGCUCUUGCACCCCGUCUUCCAAGAAGACGAGCGGCUGUCUCAGUGUGGGCAAACGCGAGGAGGAUAA
Molecule: messenger RNA, 1368 nt
Organism: Symbiodinium pilosum
Lineage: Eukaryota; Dinophyceae; Suessiales; Symbiodiniaceae
Source: the annotation of a GenBank genome assembly